AUGCUACUCAUGGCAGUAAUAUUAACUGCUCUUUUAACAAGGGCAGAUGAGCCUGUUUGCAGUUUGCGAGGCAGACCAGAAUUGCCUCAGUUUUCAAAGGAUGGAGACAUUACAAUUGGAGGAAUCUUUCAAUUACACGACAACCUUGUAGAGACCAAACCUGCCUUUAAAGGAGAGCCUGAACCACUAAAAUGCAAAGAUGUAGAUUUCAAAGAAUUACAAUCAGCUCAAACCAUGAUCUUUGCAACUGAAGAAAUAAACAACAGGACAGAUAUACUCCCUGGUAUUUCACUGGGUUAUAAGAUAUACGAUGAUUGUAGUUCCAUAUCUUUGACUAUAAGGGCAGGGAUGGCUUUAGUGAAUGAACAAGAAGAACAACUGUACUCUAACAAGUCCUGUACCAAAACAUCUACUGUCCAUGCUAUAAUAGGACCCUCUAGUUCUCCACCAGCUAUAGCAAUUGCAACAACAACAAGAGCUUUUCACAUACCAGUGAUUAGUCACUUUGCAACAUGUGAAUGUCUGAGUAACAGGAAUAAGUACCCUUCGUUUUUCAGAACCAUACCAAGUGAUUAUUAUCAAAGCAGAGCCCUGGCACAGCUUGUGAAGCAUUUCGGAUGGACUUGGAUUGGGGCAAUUAGAAAUGAUGAUGACUAUGGGAACACAGGAAUGGCUACCUUUGUGAAAGCAGCCCAAGAGGAGGGGGUUUGCAUUGAAUAUGUAGAGACUAUUUACAGAACGUAUCCAAGAGAAAAACUAAUUAAAACUGUAGAUGUUAUAAAAAAGUCAUCUUCAAAGGUUAUUGUAGCUUUCACUUCUUAUACAGAUUUUGAAUUUCUGGUUAAAGAACUGUUGCUUCAGAAUGUUACUGGUUUUCAGUGGAUAGGCACUGAAGCUUGGAUUUCUGACCUUGCAGCAGGAGAAAGUUUCAGAGUUCUGGGGGGGGCACUGGGUUUCGUAGUCGGUAAUGCAGCAAUUACAGGUUUGGAGGAGUUUUUAAUGAAUGUCCGUCCAUCUGACACCCCUGGGAAUUCAGGCUUAAAAGAUUUUUGGGAAACUGUUUUCAGUUGCACCCUGACUACCCAAGACAAGACUGCAUCGGUUAAUCCAUGUACAGGGUCUGAGAAUUUAGCAGAGGUAAAGAAUCAGUACACCGAUGUAACUGAUCUAAGAACUGCCAAUGAUGUCUAUAAAGCUGUGUAUGCUGUAGCCCAUUCACUACACAAUCUGUUUACAUGCGAAAGUGGCCAGGGACCUUUUGCUGGUAAGACAUGUGCAAAUAAGAAGAAGAUUGAACCAUGGCAGGUAGUGCAUUAUCUGAAAACAGUUAAUUUCACUACCAAGAAUGGAGAGAAUGUUUAUUUUGAUGAGAAUGGGGAUCCAACUGCAAGAUAUGCAUUAGUUAACUUGCAACUCAAUAAGGAGAGCAUCACACAAUGUGUCACAGUUGGACUCUAUGAUGCAUCUUUACCAGAAGGACAAGAGUUUACUAUGAAUAACAUCAUUAUUGUUUGGGCAGGUGGUCAGGAUAAGGCGCCUAAAUCAGUGUGCAGUGAGAGCUGUCCUCCAGGCACUCGGAAGGCUGUUCAGAAAGGAAAACCUGUUUGUUGCUUUGACUGCAUUCCAUGUGCUGAAGGAGAAAUCAGCAAUCAGACAGAUUCUAUUGCUUGUGUGACAUGCCCUUUGGAAUACAGGUCGAAUAACCAAAGAAACCAAUGCAUCUUAAAAGCGAUUGAAUUCCUGUCAUUUGGUGAAAUCAUGGGGAUGUUGCUGAUGAUCCUCUCAUUGAUUGGGGCUUGUUUAACCACUGCUAUAGCUAUUGUUUUCUUUCGUUUCAGAGAUACCCCCAUUGUAAGAGCUAAUAACUCUGAACUCAGUUUCCUUCUUUUGUUUUCAUUAGCUCUGUGUUUCCUUUGUUCACUUACUUUCAUUGGCCAGCCCUCUGAGUGGUCCUGUAUGUUGCGCCACACUGCCUUUGGGAUCACAUUUGUCCUGUGCAUAUCUUGUGUUCUGGGGAAAACAAUAGUCGUGUUAAUGGCGUUUAGAUCUACACUUCCUGGUAAUAAUAUGAUGAAAUGGUUUGGGCCCGCCCAGCAGCGGCUAACUCUUUUUGCAUUCACAUUCAUUCAGGCCUUAAUUUGCACUCUUUGGUUAAUAAUAUCCCCUCCUUCUCCAAACAAAAACAUGAGAUCCUACAAAGACAGAAUCAUUUUAGAGUGUGACCUGGGAUCUGCGGCAGCAUUUUAUGCUGUGUUAGGGUAUAUUGGGCUUCUUGCUGCCAUGUGCUUUGUGCUCGCUUUUCUGGCUCGUAACCUACCAGAUAACUUUAAUGAAGCGAAAUACAUUACAUUUAGCAUGCUCAUAUUCUGUGCUGUUUGGAUCACUUUCAUCCCAGCUUAUAUCAGUUCACCUGGGAAGUACACAGUUGCUGUAGAAAUAUUUGCAAUUUUAGCUUCCAGUUUUGGUUUGCUCUUCUGUAUUUUUGCUCCUAAAUGUUACAUUAUAUUAUUUAAGCCUGAGAAGAAUACAAAAAAACAUUUGAUGGGAAAAGGUCCUUCAAAGUCACUUUGAAAAAAAAUAAUAACAAUGUUCUAAAUAUGAAAACAUGGUAUUAUUAUUAUUUAUUUCUUAGCAGACGCCCUUAUCCAGGACGACUUACAAUUGUUACAAGAUAUCACAUUAUACAUUAUUUCACAUUAUACAGAUAUCACAUUAUUUUUACAUACAAUUUUAUACAGUUGGGUUUUUAUUGGAGCAAUCUAGGUAAAGUACCUUGCUCAAGGGUACAACAGCAGUGUCCCCCCACUGGGGAUUGAACCCAUAACCCUCUGGUCAAGAGUCCAGAGCUCUUCUGUAUUUUUGCUCCUAAAUGUUAUAUUAUAUUAUUUAAGCCUGAAAAGAAUACAAAAAAACAUUUAAUGGGUAAAGGGCCCUCAAAGCCACUUUGAAAAAAAUAAUAAAAAUGUUCUAAAAUAUGAAAACAUGGUAUAAAAACACAUUCAGUCAAGCACUGCAGCCCCCGCAUUAGGUAACACAGGUCCUUUUUCAAAGACAGCUUCAAAGUUGCUCUUAUACAGCGUGCUUGAAGAUUCACUUUUAAAAAACAAUAACAAUAUAUACAUGAAAUAUAAAAUGGGAAUUACAUUAUACCAUGUUAAUCAUGUAUACAUUUUUUAUAGGUACAGUAUUAGAUUUCAUAAUAGCCUGUAAGCCAGCACACUGUAUUAUCCAGCAGAAUUUUCUGUUCCCAGGUUAGACAGAUUUUACUGUACACUAUUGGAUGUUACAAAUUCUGUAAUACGUUUUACAAAUGCUCUCUUGUUAAGUGAAUGGUUUGUAGGCUUCAUAUUUAGCCGAGAUAUUAAUUGUUAGUGUUUACAUCUAUCUUUAAUUGUUUAUUUCAAUACUGAAAUGUUUCAGGCCACUGAAUGGAGUGCAGACAAAAAAAGGUCACAGGAAAAUAAACAUUCAGCUUUUUCUGUUGACCCUAAAUGUUUUUAAUAUAGAAAACAGGAGUUGGAUUGUAACAUCUACAUUUAGCUGCUCUAAUGUAAACUACAUACUCAUUAAAAUGUGUAAUUGAUCUAAUUGCCGUCUUGUGUUUACUGUUUUUAAUAAGCACAAUUAAAAAGCUUUAAUACUGUAUUUACUGCAACUUUACACCACCUCCUAGAUAUAUCACUGGUGAUAGGCUUCAACAG
Molecule: messenger RNA, 3701 nt
Organism: Acipenser ruthenus (sterlet)
Lineage: Eukaryota; Metazoa; Chordata; Actinopteri; Acipenseriformes; Acipenseridae
Product: extracellular calcium-sensing receptor-like
Exons: 6
Coding region: 1-2571 (856 amino acids)
Biological process (GO): G protein-coupled receptor signaling pathway
Cellular component (GO): membrane
Molecular function (GO): G protein-coupled receptor activity
Source: RefSeq, a predicted model, not a curated record